AUGUCUCUCUUUGGAUCUAAGCCUCCGACUCAGCAAAAUGGAUCAACUGGGUUUUCAUUCGGCUCUACGCCUUCUGUACCACAAACACAACAACAAAACCAAAAUCAACAGCCAUCGAUGAACGGAUCAAUGAACUCAGCAGCAUCAACUUUACCGGAAUCCAAUUUUGGUGGUAAAUCCACAUCACAAACUUUGCCUUCUGAAAUAACUCCAGAUUCGUCAUCGAACAAGAUUUUGCGUGAUUUGUUGGAUUCUGCUAACAAUUUGCCUAAAGUGGACAAUGGCCACUUGGGCUACAUCCAUUUACCAUUGAGCGAGUUACAGAAGCGGACUGAAAAGUUGAGGUCGAACGAAAAGUACAAAGGAAAUUAUACGCAAGCGCAUUACUUGUUGUCGGCAAGCGGUAUCAAUGCUGCUGACAUUGAAAAUGAGUUAAGAAGGAUCCCAAGUGCAACCUCAACCAGUACUCAUAUGAAGCAAGAUCAUCCCGAAUCCACCUCAUUGUCACGAGUAGAGCAGAAUUACACCAAACCAGAGAGCAUUGAGAAUUAUCUUAUUGCAAAGAAAGACGAGAGCAUCUUGAGUGCAAUCGAACAAUCACUUGCCGCUGCAUCGAAGGACUUUGAUCUCUUCAUUAACCAAAAAAUUGCAAUCGAUUGGAAAGUUCGUAAGGAGCACCUCAAAAAAUCAUUAGGAAUCCCCACCAAGAGCAAAAUCACGAAUGAAGAAUUGGCCAAGUCCUUUAAUUGGAAUAAGUCGUUGCCUGGGAGCUACCGUGUUCUAACUCCAUUGUCGACAAAAGAAUCAUCUUCACACACGAGGCAAAUUAGUAGAGAAAAGUUUGAGAGUCAUGCUAAGGUGGUGUACCACCUCAAUGAAGCUCGCUUACAAAACAAGCCAUUCCCUAUCAGUUUGAGUUUCGAGGAAUUGAGUAAGACUAGCACAGAUUUAAAAUCUAAACAAAUGAGUGAAGUGUGGAGAAUCAUAAGCGACUUGUGUAACGAAAAGUUUAUCAAGGUCAAUCAGGAACAAUUAUUCUUGAACAUGUACAAUUCUUCCACUGUUGACUUGAAACUUAAAAUGAGAAUUGUCGGGAGCUCUAGGAAGCAUCUUGAGGAACAAUUCUUCAAUUAUAUUGACGAAAUUUACACAAAGGAGGACAAGAAAUCACCUGAACUUCUUCCUCCCAGUAACAUUAAUAAGGUUACUUUUUUCAUCCAGAAAGUCAUAGCGAUGAACAAUGAUGCUGAAUACAUGGAACGCACCUUGAACAUCAAUGGUGUACCAAUCUGGGCCCUUUUAUUCUACUUAUUGAGAAGUGGCCUUUACGAUGAAGCAGUCGAGCUUACGAAGGUUAAUAAGAGCAUUUUCGAGAAGUUUGACAGCAAUUUCCCCGUAUAUUUGAGCUCUUACGUCAGAUCCAAUUGCUUCGGCUUGCCCAGUGACUUGCAAGAAAGAUUAUCUAGCGACUUUAGUCAAACUUUCCAGUUUUUGAACGAAGACUCAACUAACUUUGAUCCUUACAAAUAUGCCGUCUACAAAAUAAUUGGCAAAUGUGACUUGGCGAAGAAAUCAUUACCUAGCGCCAUUAAUUUAAGUAUUGAGGAUUGGUUGUGGUUCCAUUUGCAGCUUAUCAAUGAAUUCAACCCAGAGGCGUCAUCGAGUUUGAUUUUUGAGAAUUAUACGUUGGAGAAUUUGCAAAGAAAAGUCAUUUCGAUCGGGGCAGAUAAAUUCAAUGCAUCCUCUAACAAUCCCCUGUAUGCCAAAACUUUGGUGAUGCUAGGCCUAUAUGAAUUGGCGGUAAAGUACAUUUACGACUACAGCAACGAAUGUGAUGCAGUACAUUUAGCCAUCGGGUUAUGUUACUAUGGGUUGUUGAGGGUGAGUACAUCGAAUACAGACGAGUUGAUAACUCUCAAUUCGGAGGUUUAUGAAAUAAACUUUAGCAGACUUCUUGGGUCCUACACAAGAACAUUCAAGAUCAGUGAUCCGAAAGUUGCAGCGCAAUACCUUGUUCUUAUUUGUUUACCCAUGGGUGGACAAUCCAAGAAGGAAAAUGCAAAAUGUCACGAAGCAUUGCGCGAGCUUAUUCUCAUAUCGAGAGAAUUUGGUCCUUUAUUGGGCGAACUCAACCAAGUGAACGGUGACAAAGUUCCAGGUAUUUUAGAAAAGCAACGCUCACUAAUCAAUUUGCCCAGUUUAGAUAACUUCUACCAUCAAAUCGUCGAAGUUACUGCUAAAAGAUGCGAGGAGGAAGGAAGGAUUUUCGAUGCCUUACGCCUUUAUCAACUUUGCCAAGAGCAUAAUACUGUGGUUACAUUGAUCAAUAAACUCUUGAGCGAAGUGUUGUCGAUGACUGAGUUAGACAAGCCACUCUUGACUAGAGCAGAGUACAAGACACCAGCAGGGGAGAUGAAGCCAGAAGAAACGAUUGACAACAACAUCAUCUUGCUUAGCAAGCACAUUAUGAAGGUAUUUGCAAACAACAGCAACAUUUUGGAAAAAAUCUCAGCUAAACAACGAGAAAUUGCUGACAUCUUAUUGUCCAUUGUUGAUGUCCGCGAACAGUUUGUGAGCAAAGAUUGGCAUGCAACUUUGGAUUCGGUCAAGAAAUUGGGCUUGGUCCCAAUAGUUGCCAAUGAUGACUUUGUUGAAGUGAGACAGGCAGCGGAAUCUCUUACGACUUUCGAUGUUGCCCUUGUGAAGGUUGUGCCCUCGUUGUUGAUCAUAGUUAUGACAUGCGUCUCUCAAAUCAAUCACUCGGUGAUGACCAGGAAAUUCGGGGUUAGUGAGGCGGAAAGAAGCGAAUCGGAGCGUUUGAAAGCCAUUGCUAAAAACUGUAUGAUCUACGCUGGAAUGAUCCAAUACAAAAUGCCUCGCGAGACUUACAGUUUGUUGGUGAAGUUAGAGUCCCAGCUUUAG
Messenger RNA from Clavispora lusitaniae ATCC 42720, 2922 nucleotides. RefSeq names its product linker nucleoporin. The record is from RefSeq and is a predicted model, not a curated record. Lineage: Eukaryota; Fungi; Ascomycota; Pichiomycetes; Serinales; Metschnikowiaceae. Gene Ontology annotation, cellular component: nuclear pore. Gene Ontology annotation, biological process: poly(A)+ mRNA export from nucleus; protein import into nucleus. Gene Ontology annotation, molecular function: structural constituent of nuclear pore.